Molecule: messenger RNA, 5322 nt
Organism: Dunckerocampus dactyliophorus (ringed pipefish)
Lineage: Eukaryota; Metazoa; Chordata; Actinopteri; Syngnathiformes; Syngnathidae
Gene: myripa
Product: myosin VIIA and Rab interacting protein a
Exons: 16
Coding region: 291-4850 (1519 amino acids)
Biological process (GO): intracellular protein transport
Cellular component (GO): cortical actin cytoskeleton
Molecular function (GO): small GTPase binding; actin binding; myosin binding
Source: RefSeq, a predicted model, not a curated record
ACUUUACUGGGCAAAGUACUUUAUGUGGAGGAGGCUUAUCCUGACUUUUUUUCUUUUCUGGAAACGGAUUAGGGAAACAGGGCAGUCCUGAACUCACACUGUACUUUCUCAUAAGUGUUCAAAUGCUUUCGGGGGCGACGAUUUGUCAUUUUCUGGGAUUUGUAUUUUGAUUUUCCAUUAGAGGCUAUUUAAAAUACAUGAAAAACACUUUCCCAUCUUCUUGGUGACUAUUUUCUGACCAGCAACUUGAUGACAGCUGGCUGAGUGGGCCCAGCACGUGUGUGUCAGCCAUGGGCCGCAAGUUGGAUCUGUCAGGCCUCAGCGACAACGAGGCUGAGCAUGUGCUACAGGUAGUGCAGCGCGACAUGAGGUUGCGCAAGAAAGAGGAGGAGCGGCUCAGCGAACUGAAGCAGGAGCUGGACGAGGAGGGCAGUCGCUGCCUACUGCUGUCACGGCAGCGUUGCUUCAACCAGCGCUGCUGCAUCCGCUGCUGCGCCCCCUUCAGCUUUCUGCUCAACCCCAAGCGCCAGUGUCACGACUGCCUGUACAACGUGUGCAAGGCCUGCAGGCUCUACAGCAAGCACGACAAAGCCUGGCUCUGCUGCGCCUGCCAGAAGAGCAGGCUGUUAAAGCAGCAAUCGCUGGAGUGGUUCUACGCCCAUGUCAAGGGACGCUUCAAGAGGUUCGGCAGCGCCAAAGUGCUGAAAACCAUUUACAGGAGACACUUGGUGGAGCACAGCGCUCUUUCAGAGCUCACAGAGGGCAGCACCUACGAGGAGAGCAUCUGCAAUGAAGGCAGCGUCUGUGGCAGCGAUGCCACCUUCUACAGACAAACUGAAGAGCACAGCAUGGCCGAGACACUCACUGUGGCCUUUCGGGUGGCCGAGGAGGCCAUAGACGAGGCCAUUUGCAACGCUGAGUUUGACAUUGCAAGUCAGGUUGAGAAUGAGAAUGAAGCACACUACCUGCGUGAGCACAGAGGAGAGCUCAUUGAGGAACUGGCCAAGACAAUCAUGCAAAAAAUCAUCUCUAGGAGGAAGACCUUGACUGACAUGAGGGACGAGUACGAGCACGACAGAGAGCUUGAGCACCUCGGCCUCCAUCACCGUGGCGACCAGGCCAGCAUCACCUUUAAUCACCUCAAAGGCCUCUGGAGGUCACAGUCUGCCUUCUCGCUGAUGGAUGACAACAUUCCAAAAGGUCUCACUCAAGAUGCUCAUCAGACGUUACCUAAGGAAUCAAGCGGCUCAGCUGUGACGUCUUGGACAAGUGUAGACCGUCUUGAAAACUCUGGUGUGUCCUCAGUGCUGAAGAGCCCGGAUGGGAACUGGAUCGCCCUGCAGAGCGGCCAGUUGUCACGGCCUAGCCUGCUGGCCAAGAGGAAGAGUCUGGUCUACAGCGCUCUGGAGAGGGAGUCUGGAGCGGUGUCCGCUUACGAGGGCAUGGACUCUGACAACGAAGCCAAACCUGAGUUGGACACCUCCUGGGGAGCCAUCCUGCAGGAAUUCCACAGGAAGCUCACAGGCUCUAAAGUCAAGCAUGAACCCGACAACAGAGCUCGCUCAGAUUCUGAGGGGCAACUUAAAAAGUCCCCACUGGAUGUGUUUAGGAAGCAGGCACCCACUGAGAUGAAGCGGCCACCAUUGUCCUGUCGGACCACCGUCAUCGACGUUAACUUCAACAUGAAGGCGGAGGAGAGCGGAGCGGCAAGUGAGGUUUUGGCCGGAAAAGCGAAGAGAUCACGGAAGAAAAGAAGUAAAAGAAGGGCAACUCUUCCUGGACCUCUGCUAGAUCACAACAGGAGGGAUGGCCAGUCCCGUUCUCCCUCUGAUGCCGAGAGUCCUGACACUUUAACACCUGAAGCCAUCACUCCUAAUCCGUUAGACCAAAAAAGUGACACCCUUGAACAUGGAACGCAUCAAGUGGACCAGGAGUUGACGAUAGAUGGGCACCAAGAUGAGGGACACGUGUCAGAUUCCUUACUCAGAGAUGAAGCAAAAGAUGAUGAUGACGAUGAAGCACAGGAGGUGGAAAUGAGAAAUAAAGAAGAGGAAGAUGGGAGUAUGGCUGUGGAUGGAGUGAGAGCAGAGGAGGUAGAGGAAGAGGAGGUCAAAUCCAGGUUGUACAAGCUGGUAGCACAGUCAAGACUAUCCUACUUCUCGUCCACUGAUGAUGAGCUGGACCGAGCAGGGAGAAGUGAAGAUGAUGGAGGGUAUGAUGAAGGUCAGGAGGAAGAGGAGAGCGAGGAAAAGACAGGAGGACUAACCCACAAAAUCUGCCAGCUGGAGGAGGAAGUCCAAGCCAGCAUGUUGUCCUCCACCGAGGACGAGCUGGACAGAGUCACAGAUGAAGAGAAGAAGGAAGCGGAAGAAGAGGAGGAGGAGGAGCUGGCGGUGAAAGUGUGCAGGUUGGCCACCGAAGUCGGCGCCGCCCAAUUUUCAUCCACCGAGGAUGAGCUGGAUCGGGAGGAUGUGAUUCACGAGGAGACGCUGUGGAGGCUGCAGGAGGACAAGGCGGCACAGGCAGCACAGGUACGCCACCUGGCCAGUCUGGUCAGUGCUUCCCAGUUCUCCUCCACUGAGGACGAACUGGAUCGAGUUGGUGAAGAUGAAGCAGAGAUGAAGCAGGGAGGAGAAGGACAGGAGAGUGCAAGUGAAGAACUGUCUGAGGAUCUAGAAUGUUGGGAAAGUUGGGAAUCCAUGGGAGACGUAGAGGCAGAGAUGUUUGAUUUAAGGAAACAAAAUGAGGAGCAUGCUCCAGAAAGAAUGACUGAGAACGUUCAAGAUUGUCAGGACCAGCACGGUGAAGUAGACAUAGAGGAAUCUGAUGACAGGAUGUUUGAGGACAAAGAUGAGAUGGUUUUUGCAUCACACAAGGAUGCGAGAUGGUCAGAGCAGACAGUAAUUGGGCAAGAACAUCCGCCAGAGGUGAAGAUGUCAGACCAAAGAGGAGAAGAAGGACAGGAGGAGGAACAGGAUAUCCUUGGAGGAGGAGAGAACAGUCUUGAGACACAGUGGGAGAUGGCCUCGGCCAGUGGGGACGAAGACGCCGAGUUUGACAGAAUCAUCAACAGCAUGUUGAUGAUGACACUGGAGGACAUGCAGAAACUAGACCAGCAAAGCAAGGAUGCAAAGACAGACAAGGAGUGGAACAAGGACACAAGUGAGACAACCAAGAAGAGGGAUGAGGACAUGAAGACAGAUAAGGACAGCAAUGGUGAUGCAAGGAUGGCCGAUGAGAAGGAAUACGAUACAAAUGCAAAUGAAGAGAGGAAAGAAGACACAGACACAGACAUGAAGACAAAGGGCGAUCUAAAGACAGACGACGAGAGGAAAGGAGACACAAAGACAGAACAAAGCAGAAAUGAGUAUCCAAAGAUGGAGCAGGACAGGAACAAGAAUGCCGAGACACAGGAGUGGAAAGAAAAUGUCAAGACGGAUAGUGACAGCAACAAGAUUGCAAAGGGAGAGGAGAAGAAUGAGGAUGAGACAAGUAAAGGAAGGAACAAGGAUAUGAAGACAGAUGCUGAGAAGGAAGAGCAUUCAAAGACAGUUGAUGAGGACAAGCAGACAGACAUAGAAAAGCAUAAGGAUGCAAAAAUCAACACAGAGAGGAAAGACAAUACCAAAACAUGCAAGGACGGGAACAAGGAUAAGAAGAAAGAUGAUGAAAGGAAAGAAGACACAAAGACAAGUGAGAGGAAGAACGAGGAUGUGAAGGCGGAGAAGGACAGACACACGGACCCAAAGACAGACAAGGAGCACAAAGGACUUGCUGACAGACAAGACAAGGAGAAGCUAGACAAUGCAAAGACAGAGAAUAAGAAGAAAGAAGACAUAAAGACCGAUAUGGACAGGAGCAUGGAUGAAAAGUCCAACAAUGAGGACAGAAAGACAGACGAGACACAAGAUGCAAAAGAGGUCCAAGUGGACCACACGAGCCUGCUUGAAGAUCCAAACGCGCAAACUUUUGGAGAUUAUUGUAAAGCACAUGAAAGUGCUGAUCUUUCACUCAGUCGUCCAUCGAGUCCUUUAACUGAUAAUAAAGACACAGGCCAGGUCGACAGCAAAAUGUCCCCUGAUUGUCCAACAGUCGAGGACAAAGAGGACAUUGAGGACGUCGAGGAGGGAUUCCUGUCACCAGAGGACAUCAGAAAUAAAUACUCAGCAGCGUCCCUAUGCAGCAUCACCACUGAGGUUCUGAAGGUGCUCAAUGCCACCGAGGAGCUCCUACAGGGGGUAGAGGGCCGGGAUAGCCGCCGACCUUCCACUUCUUUUUUGCCUGCCAAUGCUGACCCAAAGAAACUGGAUCAACACUUCUCCAGCCUGGAAGAGAAAGUGUACGUGGCAGCGGGGUCAGUCUACGGCGUGGAGGCGGAACUUAGCGAAUUGGAGGAGCGUGCCAGGGAUGUCUCCAGCGCCACGUCCAAUAUGGAGCUGUCCUUCCUGGAGGAGCAGGUGGCAUCGGCCGCCGCUAGAGUUCAUCAAUCUGAGCUACAGGUCAAUGACAUCUCAGCCAGGAUCGCCGCCCUGCAGAGUGCCGGUCUCAACGUGGACCCACAGUCCCGCGUUGCCAAGACCAGGACGGUCCCAGUCAUGCCUCUCACCCUGAGCUCAUCCAGACAGCUGAGGAGACGACUGCCUGCGCUCCCACGUCGAGAUAACACUAAAGAGAUGAUCAUCGACCCAAGAACAAGGGAAAAGGAGCCGCAUAAACCCCUGUUUAUUGAUGAGACUGAAGUGGAGAGGGUGAAAACCUUCAAGUUCCUUGGCACACACAUCAGCGAGGACCUCACCUGGUCUCACAACACCCAACAAGUUAUCAAGAAGUCCCAAAGGAGGACUUCCUGAGAAGACUGAGGAAAUUUGGCAUGCCCACCAAAAUCCCGAGUUACUUCUACAGAUGCACUAUCGAAAGUGUCCUUACCGCCUCCAUCACUGUUUGGUACGGUAACUGUACAACACGUGAUAGGAAGGCACUCCAGUUGGUGAUCAAGACCUCACAGAACAUUGUUCGGGCAGUCCUCCCCUCACUGCAAGACAUUUAUACAUCUCACGUCCUACGAAGAACAAACAACCUCAUCAAGGACAGCACACAUCCACAACACUUAUUAUUCACACUCCUACCGUCAGGCAGACGCUACAGGAGUUUGAAGUCCAGGACAAGACUGGCGAACAGCUUUUACCCACAGGCCAUCACACUCCUCAACGAAGCACUCACACACGCCACACGUAACACACGCACACACUCAUAACACUUUCUUUAUUUAUUUAUUCAUUCAUUCAUAGUAAAUUUCCCCGCUGUGGGAUAAAUAAAGUACAU